This is a messenger RNA of Darwinula stevensoni, 4595 nucleotides long. The record is from the annotation of a GenBank genome assembly. NCBI's taxonomy places the organism in Eukaryota, Metazoa, Arthropoda, Ostracoda, Podocopida, Darwinulidae.
AUGCCCAAGGUGUGGUCCCUGCCACGCUGGGUCUACGUUACCCAGACCCGCAUGUCAGAACGGUGUCGAAACCCUGAAGAACCGUCGAGGGAAGAUGAGGAGAGAGAGGAGACGUUGCCGCUUGGUGAAGGGAAGAUGACGAAACACUUCCAGUUCAACUGGAGGGUCCCGGUUCCCGAGGCUCUCACCAAGGGAUCUCUCUUCGAUCGAUGGGUCGAGGAGAAGGAUGCCUUUGACCUCGAGCAAGAUUGCUUAUUCAAAGUGGACGAGUAUGGAUUCUUCAUUUACUGGAAGAGCGAAGGACGGGACGGAGACGUUCUGGAGCUGAGCCAGGUCUCGGACAUCCGCGCUGGAGGCUCACCAAAGGAUGCCAGACUGUUGGCACAGCUGCACGGGAAGCACGGCGGCGAAGUGGAGGAACGGAGCCUUACCAUCUGCCAUGGCACGGACAUGGUGAACGUCUCCUAUCAGCACGUCACCUGCCCCGACGUGGACACAGCGAAGGAAUGGCUGGAGGGCCUGCGAAAGAUCACGCACAACAUCAAGGCAAACAACGUCUGCCCCAUGACAUGCCUGAAAAAACAUUGGAUGAGACUGGGCAUGACAGUGGACGUGAACGGGAAGAUUCCAGUCCGGAAAGUAGCCAACACCUUCGCAUCGGGGAAGACAGAGAAGCUCGUUUUCCAAACCCUCAAGGAAGUCGACCUGCCCAGCGACAAGAACGACGUGAUCGAACCGGCCGACUUCACUUUCGAGAAAUUCUACCAGCUAUAUCACAAACUAUGCCCUCGGAACGACAUCGAGGAACUCUUCAAGACCAUAAAUCAAGGGAAAGGGGAGCACAUCACGGUAACUCAAUUCGUGAGUUUUCUGAACGAGAAGCAACGGGAUCCCCGCCUGAACGAGAUCCUCCACCCUUUCUACGACGAAACUCGAGCCCUUCAGAUCAUCCGGACCUACGAACCAAGCGAGGAACUCCAAAAACAGAGUGAGUUACCCUUUUCCCCCCAUUCUCGGUUUUUCUCUUUCUUGGAUGCCUGCCACGAGUUGCUAAGCAAGGACGGUUUGAUCCGCUAUUUGAUGUCGGACGACAAUGCCCCAGUGUUCCUGGACAGACUGGACAUCUACAUGGACAUGGACCAGCCCUUAUCACACUACUACAUCAACUCCUCUCAUAACACCUACCUAACUGGGAGACAGUUCGGUAAUUGGAACCCCGUCGAUGAGGUGGAAGGAGUUCGGGGGAAUUCUGUGUCUGUGCUGAGUAAACAGGCUGGAGUUCAUUACGAAGAUCCGGGGUCCAAGCCCUACUCAGAUAAACAGGAAAAGAGGUGUUUUUUUUUCAGAUGCGUAGAGUUGGACUGCUGGGAUGGGAAAGGGGAAGACGAGGAGCCGAUUCUAACACACGGCAAGGCCAUGUGCACCGAUAUUCUCUUCAAGGACGUGAUUUAUGCCAUCCGAGAUUGUGCCUUCGUGACGUCGGAGUACCCGGUGAUCCUAUCGUUCGAAAACCAUUGCUGCAUGAAGCAGCAGUACAAAUUAGCCAAAUAUUGCGACGAAAUCUUCGGCGAUCUCCUGUUGAAGGACCCUCUCUCCGAGAAUCCGCUUGAAUUCGGGGUUCCACUCCCGGCGCCGGCGAAGCUGAAGAAGAAAAUAUUGAUCAAAAACAAGCGUCUCCCCCCCGACGUAGAAAAACAAGAACUGGAACUCUUCUGGAAGGGGCAAUUCAGUGCUGAGGACGUGGCCGAAGAGAAGCAAGACGCUUCUGCUCCAAUUGUUCCCAUUGUUCCCGAAGUCAAGGAGGGAGGAGAAAUGCCAUUGGAACAACUCCCUCUGGGAACGAUCUACCAAGGCUCAACGACUCUGGUCCAUCCGUGGCUCUCAUCCAUGGUCAACUAUUGCCAGGCCAUCAAAUUCCAGGGGUUCGAUUUCGCCGAAGGCCUUCGUUUUAUUCGUGGUGCUUACUCUGCAGAGACGAACAUCACGUAUCAGAUGUCCUCGUUCGCGGAGACGACGGGUCUGGGCUAUCUGAAGAACCAAGCCAUUGAGUUCGUCAACUACAAUAAGAGGCAGAUGAGUCGGAUCUACCCCAAAGGCACGAGAGCGGACUCCUCCAAUUACCUUCCACAGGUACGUCUACCUGGUGCCUACCCUGUACCUACAUACGCAUCUGAAAUGUGGAUCGAUAUCUUCUGGAACGCUGGCUGCCAGAUGGUCUCGCUGAAUUUCCAGACUCCGGACGUGGCCAUGCAGUUGAAUCAAGGGAAGUUCGAAUACAAUGGGAACUGCGGGUACUUGCUGAAGCCGGACUUCAUGCGGAGAGCAGACCGGCUCUUUGACCCCUUCUCAGAAUCACCCGUCGAUGGAGUCAUCGCGGCUCAGUGCACCGUCCAGGUACGGUCUCAGCAAUCAAACUUUUAUUCUAUGAAACAGGUGAUAGCUGGUCAAUUUCUGUCGGAUAAGAAAGUGGGGACAUAUGUGGAAGUGGACAUGUAUGGCCUUCCCACUGACACAAUCCGGAAAGAGUUCCGAACCAGGCUUAUCCCAGCCAACGGUCUCAAUCCAGUCUAUAAUGAAGAUCCCUUCAUCUUCCGAAAGGUGGUGCUGCCGGACUUGGCCGUGCUGAGGUUUGGCGUUUACGAUGAGAACGGGAAGCUUCUAGGACAGCGGAUCCUCCCCUUGGAUGGUCUUCAGACGGGUUACCGUCAUAUCUCGCUGAGGACGGAAGGGAAUUUCCCCAUGUCUCUACCCAUGCUCUUCUGCAACAUUGAACUCGAAAUCUACGUCCCUGACGGGCUCGAAGACCUGAUGGAUGCGCUGUCGGACCCGCGGUUCUGCUGGUCGGCUCGGGAGAAGCGGGCCCAGCAGAUGAAGGCGAUGGGGAUCGAGGAAUCAGACAUCAACACGAAAGACCUCAAGCUCGAGGAGCUCAAGCUUGAGCCUAUCACGUUGGAAGUCCUGAGAAACGAGAAAGUGUUUGUGAAACUGACGAAGAAACAGCAGAAAGAGGUUGAAGUCCUGAGAAGGCGCCAGCUGAAGGAAAGAGUAACCAUGCAAAAGUCUCAGUGCGCAGCCAUUGACAAGCUCCUUCGAGGAUUCAAAGAAAACGCCAUGAUUGAAGAUCCCACUGUUCAAACCGUUGUCGGGGAGCAGGUGACUCAAUGGACGGAUCUGGUGAGCAAGCAAAAGAAGGAGGAGUUGACUAUGAGGAAAGGCCAUCUCAAGGUCCAAGAAGAACUCCUUCGAAAGCUAAUCGAGACUGCCCAUGCUCUUCAGAUGAAGCAGUUGGAAGAGAAGCAGGAGAGAGAUCCUUGCCUUCACUGGGAACCAUUGUCAAAUAUGAGCGAAGAACAGAAACCAUUCCCUUCCUCGUUUUCUCCUAAAGUUUUUUUUUUCCGUAGAGAGAACAAGGAGAUGAAGUCACGCCAAGCGAGGAUCUCAAUGGAAACUGCCAAGGAAGUGGCGAACGACAAGACACUGAGGAACAAGGCAGAAAAGGAAAGGCGGCUCCGAGAAAAGAACCAGAACAACACCAAGAAGUUCAUUGACGAGAGAAAAAUGGCGGCCAUGAAGCAGGACAAGGAGAAGGAGAAGCUUCGCAAAUCCCACGAACAGCAACUUCAGGAGAUCAUCAAGGAGAUUCAAAACGCUACCGAGGUGUACAACAACGCUGAACUGGAGCACCAGCUAGCCCCCAAGAUCGAGUUUUUCGUGUGAACUAGAGGGGAAACUCAUUGAACGGUGUGCUCGGGCAGCCUCUCCCCACAUUCCCUUCGUGACUAAGAGCGAAGCGUGUUCGUGCCAAAGACUCGAUUACUUAUGAGAGAGUGAUACUUUCGGAUGAUUACGCAUUUCUGUAUUGUUUUCCCUGGUCGGAGCGUUAUGGAAGAGGGUAUUUUCGACGGAAUCGUUAUCGAUCGAGGAUUGAACACCGGGGAGUUGCUCAAGGCGGUCAUGACUUUCAGAAAGAGUCAGGCGUUUCUCGUCUAUUAACGAUUCCUAUCUUGUUCAUUCAUAGUGCUGAGGAACGUUGAUGUUAUAUACCUCAUGUCCAUAACUCUGUCGAUGUGACUCACUUGGCAUGUAAGAAAGCGAAAAGCAUUCCAAGUUUUCUGCGUAGGCACUUUUUCUCGCGGAUCAGAAUUGAUCGGUUUCUUCGAAAGCUGAUCGUUUUGAAAUUUCAGUAAGGUGAAAAUUCGAUUCGAUGCUUGUUAUGCAAAUUCUAUUCACCCCACAACGUUGCCAGUUUGGAGUAGGAAGCAUAACAUGUUGGGGAAUGGUGCCUGUGUCAUAAGAUACAACUGUGUACCGCUGAUAAGAAAAAUGACAUGACUCCCCAACUUGUUGCUACAAAAAUUAAUUCCUCAAUAUUGCUUUCUUUAAUGCUUACCCAAUGCAUUGAGAGUUGAAUAUUCUUUGCAUGACAUCAUCAAGCAUUUUUCGAUAAUACUGACCGCGAAAAUUUCCUCCGCGCGAAAAAGAGGCCUUUGCAGCCUCAUCCUAGAAAGAUAUUCUAGUCGGGUCUGAUCAUUUAUGCAGUUGUUUCCUAGUCAUUCCUUGAUCUCGUUGCUCUUCUAUGCUGUCUUCGUUAAGAG